Messenger RNA from Candidula unifasciata, 1068 nucleotides. Lineage: Eukaryota; Metazoa; Mollusca; Gastropoda; Stylommatophora; Geomitridae. The record is from the annotation of a GenBank genome assembly.
AUGGCAGCAAGGAGUAUUAGUCGCGUGCACGUAAUUUCCACAUCAGCGGGGCUUGCAGACGAAAUUCAGAGCCUGUUGACAAAGGCUGGACUCAGUAUUGAGGUCAAAGAGAUAUCUCUGCAAAAGUAUGGCGCUCCAGUAUUUGAAAAGACAGUACUGAGGAAGUUAACUAGUGCUGCUUUAGAAGAUGUCAGAGUUGAGGAAAUUGAAUACUUGAUAGCAUUUUGUCCAACUAUAGCAGAGGUUCUUUCAAGGCCCAACAAUCAACUAAAGUGGGCCCAGUCUACUUCUGCAGGAGUGGAUGUAUUUUUCAGUGACUACAACAGUUUAAAGAUAAGCCCAGAUUUCAUCAUGAGCCGCACCACUGGAUCAGGACGGGGCCAGAUGAUGGCCGAGUAUGUUCUUGUUCACAUAUUGGCCCGUGAGAGGAAUUUAAAUUUGCUAGCAGAACAGCAAAAGCAAGCAAGAUUUGACAACCAGCACCUGGCGCACUACCGCAUGCUGUCUGACUUGUCCAUUGGAAUUCUGGGACUGGGGAGUAUAGGUCGGGAAGUUGCUCGAGCCUGUAAAGCCAUGAACAUGGUUGUCUGGGCUGGUGUACGAGAUAAACGUCUAGCUUCUGGGGAAACAGUAUCUCCGGAUGUUGAUUACUACAGGCCGAUGUCUCGAUUAAACGAACUGCUCCAAGAGUGUGACUAUCUGGCAUGCAUUCUACCAGCUACACCAGAAACCAAAUCCCUACUCUCAGGAGAUGUUCUUGAGCCUUGCAAACAGAAGAAAACUGUACUGAUCAACACAGGACGAGGAAAUCUCAUUGAUGACGACAGUUUGAUCAAUGCAGUCAACCAAGGAUGGUUAGGAGGAGCCAUUUUAGAUGUAUUCAAUCAAGAACCACUACCCAGUCAUAGCCCACUGUGGACACUACCAGGGGUGACAAUCACACCGCACGUCAGCUGUCUAGCCAGAAACAAUGCAUCGAUGAUAGCAAAAUCUUAUGUGAAUAAUCUAGUUCGCUAUCUUAAUGGAGAACAACUUCUGAAUCAGGUGGAUUUCACCAAAGGUUAUUAA